This is a messenger RNA of Nothobranchius furzeri (turquoise killifish), 10660 nucleotides long. It is a transcript of the gene dlgap1a, whose product is annotated as discs, large (Drosophila) homolog-associated protein 1a. Gene Ontology annotation, cellular component: postsynaptic specialization; glutamatergic synapse. Gene Ontology annotation, biological process: signaling. Gene Ontology annotation, molecular function: molecular adaptor activity. Lineage: Eukaryota; Metazoa; Chordata; Actinopteri; Cyprinodontiformes; Nothobranchiidae. The record is from RefSeq and is a predicted model, not a curated record.
CCAGCUUCCACCCAGCAUUCAAAUGCACCACGUUCACACAAAUCAGUCAGGUGAGAAAAGAGUCUCAAAAGGAUGUUCAGGUAAACUGAUGUGUGUAAUGUAGUUUUGUCGGUGUGUAUCAGGUGAAUUGUGUGUGUGUGUGUGUGUGUGUGUGUGUGUGUGUAUUUAAUGAUUUGUAUGUGUAUAGGACCAUCAUUACACAUGAAAACAUAAACACAAGUUACAAAUCAAGAGUUACACAUGCUUACACUACAUAUGCUUAUGCUACACUACAAACACACAGAUCUUGAUACACACACAAGUCUUUUGAGACUUUUUCUUCCCAUAAUAAUAUGACAGAUUUAUUUUUUUUUAAAUCAGAUUUAGCUCACGCAUUUAGAUGUAACAUUUGGAUUAGCCAAAGUUGUGUGAAAUGUAAAAUGCUGGUGAACCUUUGUAGAUCGUUUUCUAAGGAAUCUCACAAACAAAACUUGCAUGAGACAUAAAGCCUUUGGUAAGGUGACAUCCUGUGUAGCCUGUUCAACGUUGCUUCUUCCAUCAGAGAUUUUACUAACUUAUUUUCCAAUAAAACACGUAGAGGUAAGUCUGAAACCAGAUUUGAAAACAAACACCUUUCAUCUAAAAAAGAUAAAGUUAGCUAAAUAUAAAAAACAACUGUGCGUAUAAAAAUGUUCACUUGAUGCCCCACGGUGGAAAAAGAAUUCUGGUAAAGGCGGUGAUGACAGCAUGUGUCCGUUUCCGCUUGCCUUCACAAUAAAAGCACGAUGAAAAAAAUAUAUAGGUCUGGAUCUUCAGAACCAAAGGGUUCGUUGGGUCUCUGUGGACCCGUCCUUCGUUCUGGUUUUCACAGGUGAGAAACAAACUUCACAUGUGAAGCGGUUUAUACUUGAAAUGUGAGUUGAACCCGUCUGGAUCCCGUGAAGUGGAUCAGAACCACCUGAGGAGGACCUGUUGACAACUGGACUGAGUUUCUGCGUUGCGGCUGUUUGUUUUUGCACAAAUCCCGCUGCCGCUCUCCUGGAUCAGAAGAGCGCAGCUGGACUUUAUGCUUUAGAACCAUCUCCGGUGUUCCGGUUGUGAAUGAACAGUUUACGGACCGUAGGCUCGCGCCACCUGCGACGCACAUCCACACUGACGCGAACACCGACACCCACGCGGAGACUGUCGCUCCAGAACCGGACUGCGGUUGGACUUCCAGUCGGUGUCUCCGUUCAGGUGACGAUGCGGUGGCCCACCGGAGAGACAGCAUGGACAUGAGGGUCACAUGGUGAGGGUCGCACAGGACAGAAAACUGGUGUUGAUGUCAGACCAGUUACAAAAGAUGUCAGUCUCUUCCAGUUAACAACCAAUCUGCAAUGAUGGGGAUUUGAAAAGGAAAAAUUUGCCAUGGGAGACCCUACUAGAGGCAAAGUGCCUCGGACAGCAUAGCUCUUAGGAUCAUUAGGACACUCAAACUUCUCCAUCACGUUUGCAGCCCUUCCCCUGCGGACAGUCCUCUGCAGCCCUUCUUUGAUUACAGGCCUGGCAUCUUUCAUCCAUUCAUUCUUCUUUCCACUCAUCCAUCUUUUUGCCUUGUCAUGAAAGGCCUGUCCGGUAGCCGGAGUCACCAUCACGUGGUCUCCUAUGAACCGUCAUAUGAUCCAUUAGGUCACUAUGUUGACCGUAAGCCAUAUUUGUUCAGUCAGGUGGACAUGCCAGUGCCCAUUCCUAUGCCACAUCCAGCUGAGUUGCCCUACUACAAUGCUCAGCAUACCUCGUACCCCUCUGACAGCAACAGCAUUGUCCCAUAUGGAACCUUCCCAAGGAGGUGCCACUCCACCUCCUCAUCUCACCAUCCUGAGGUAAAGGAUGAGUGCAUGGCCAUGGUACCAUAUGUAAGAGGAGUAGGAAGAGGGGGAGGAGGUGGAGGAGGCUAUGGGGGUAAAGCGCAGUCUCGGGUACCAGUAAGCUUUCUGGACCCGUUUGAGCAACAGCCACCAUUUUCCAGAGAUGGCUACCACACACUUCAGUACAAACGAGGAGUAUUGUCUCAGAGUGGGGGAAUGGGGGCCAACGAGAACAACAAUGACAGUCCUGGGAGAAUUCGACACCUGGUCCAUUCAGUUCAGAAACUUUUCACAAAAUCACACUCAUUAGAAGGGCCACAUCACACACAGUCAUCAAAAGGGGCCAAUAAUGGGAGUGUUAAUGGUGGCGGUGGUGGUGGAGGAGGUGGCGGUGGUGGUGGUUCAAGGGCCAGCUCAGAAGGAGUGAGCACUCCAGCUGGAGUGCGCCAACGGAAGCGCAGCAAGAGCCGCGAGCGCUGUCGAUCAGCGGAGCCCAAGCAUCGAAGCUACCACCAUCACCACCACCCCCAACUUCAUGGCUCAACAUCUGCUCCUGGUUCUGGAUAUUGGAGCUCGGAUGACAACCUGGAACGGGAGCUGUGUCUCUACCACCCUCAUCACCACCAACCUCCACCCUCACCUUCCCUCUCCAUUUCUCCCUCACCUGUGGCUAUGUCAGUGAGUCAGUGCCACAGCAACAAUCAUGACAAAUACCCCCAAACACCCCUUCCUAGUCUCUCCUCAUCGCAGUCCCAGCAGUACUUCAUGAUGGACCCCUAUGGGACACUUAACGAGCACACACACACCCAUGCACGCCAUGGCCACACGCACCACUCUGCGCUCAAAGCCUCCCGGAGCAACAGCGAUAUGAAAUAUGCAGCAUCACCAGCAUGUGUGCCAGUUAGUGGUAGCAGCAAUAACAGCGGUGGUGGUAUCGGUGGAGGAAGUGGCCCCUUGCUGCCACUGGGUCUUGUGGACGGACCUCUUGAGAAGAAAAGGGCAUGGUCAUCAAGCCUUACGGUGAGCAGAGCUCGAGAGGUCUACUCCAACAACAGCAGCUACAACCAGCUACGAGCCAGCGCAGGAUCCGGUAACCUAAACCUAGAUAGAGCUCUAGUCAAAUCUAAGGGCAGUCAGCAGCAGGACCACUCUUGCCAUUUCUUACAGGUACCUCAAGAUGAGUGGAGCGGUUUCUCUCCUCUGGGGAAAGAGGAUGACAUCCCUUGUCGGAGGAUGAGGAGUGGCAGCUACGUCAAAGCCAUGGCUGAAGAUGACAGUGGGGACUCCGAUGGGAGUCCCAAACCCUCACCAAAGAUGCAGGCGCGUCGGGCCAGCUACCUGAAGGCCACACAACCAUCCCUUACUGAGAUGACCACUCUGCAAAUUUCCACAGAGCACUCCCCCAAACUGCAGAUCAGGAGCCACAGUUACCUACGCGCGGUGAGUGAGGUUUCAAUAAAUAGAAGUGUGGAUACCCUGGAUCCUAAAACUCUCCUCGACCCCAAAUCACUACUUUCCUCACCUCAAUACCGCUCACGAAAUGAAAGCUACAUGAGAGCCAUGAGCACCAUAAGUCAGCUGAGUGAGGUGGAAGUGAAUGGGCAAAUUGAGCAGGUAUGCGAGCAGGUCUAUAGUGAGAUGCAAUCUCAAGCUAUGGACCCUGGAAUGGACAGCUUGGAAACAAUGGACACGCUGCCUAUGCCAGGAUGUUUCCGGAUGCGAAGCCACAGCUACGUGAGAGCAAUUGACCAGGGAUGUGCAGGGGAGGAGGAAGGAGAAGGAGGAAGACCACUGUUGCUGCUACCAUCAUCGCCACCACGCACAUCUGCAACAACCGUCAGGACCAUUCAAAGCAGUACAGUUUCAUCUUGCAUUACCACUUACAAGAAAACCCCUCCUCCAGUGCCACCCAGGACCUCCACUUGCUCCACAGCCACUAAACCGUACAUCUCCAUCACGGCUCAAAGCAGCACAGAAUCGGCACAGGAUGCGUACAUGGAGGAGGAAGGACACAGAGGAGACAUGACGAUCCAGUCUGGCCUGAGCAACUCGACAGAAAGCAUUGACAGCAUGAAGGCCUUAACAGCUGCCAUAGAAGCUGCAAAUGCUCAGAUCCAUGGACCAGCCAGUCAGCAUGUCGGUAACAGCGCCAUGACCGUCAGUGCUCCCAGCUCGUCAGUUCUUUGUAGGGGGCAAGUUGUUGAAGACCACCACGAUGAUUACAGGAAAGAAGCCUUCAGGAAGGGCAAAUGUCUCUCCAUAGGCAUCCAGGUUGAUGGACCAGAAGAGGUUCCAGAUCCAGAAGAUCCAUCCAAGUUUACCUCUGUAGGCGUACAGGUGGAAGAUGACAGAGGAUAUCGGAGGUUUCAGCGCUCAAACAGCGUGACUGCUGCUGUACAGGCAGAUCUGGACUACCCAGACCUACUGGACAUGCCUCUUGACUCCCCUAACCCUCACAGGGAUAUCCGCUCCCCCGUCGGUAUCCCUCGACAGUAUUCCCGUGAUGCUGCCACCUCCACUGUCAGCAUUCAGGGCUCAGGGAACCACUAUCAUGCCUGUGCCUCUGAUGACUAUGAAGAUGUUGGUUUUGAUCCAUCCAUCCUCCCCCCUCCAGACCCUUGGAUAGACACUGUAACUGAUGACUCACUUGAUGCCAGCUUCAAUAGCUCUUCUAUUCUGGAAGUGGUGCAGCGAUCGGUCUGUCAGAGAGAUGGACGCUGGUUCCUGAAACUGCUGCAAGCUGAGACCGACCGCAUGGAGGGCUGGUGUAGACAGAUGGAACUGGACCAGAGGGAGAAUGACCUCCCCGAAGACAUCCUGGAGAAGAUGCGGGGUGCUGUUGGAAGUGCACAGCAGUUGAUGUCCCAGAAGUUUCUACAGUUCAGAGAGUUGUGUGAGGAGAACCUGAACCCUGGCAUCAGCCCUCGUCCUGUGGCCUCAGACCUGGCUGGCUUCUGGGACAUGCUUCAGCUGUCUAUUGAGAACAUAAGCCUGAAAUUUGAUGAGCUUCAUCAGCUCAGGGCCAACAACUGGAGACCUCUGGAUCCACUCGAGAGAAAGGAGAGGCGGCUUCCACCUCCAGUGCCUAAAAAGCCACACAAGGACUCCCACUACCACCCCCCUUUGGCCAGAGACCGCUCACUGGAGAGCUCAGAGAAACAGCGGCAGGAGGUCAGGAAGCGCCUGAUGGCUGCGAAGAGAGCUGCUUCUGUACGCCAAAACUCAGCCACUGAAAGCGCCGACAGCAUCGAGAUCUACAUCCCUGAAGCUCAGACGCGAUUAUAAGGACUCCAACGGGAACACACAGGGUUUACACGCCAGACAGGAUGGCUGUCCACUUCUUUGUGGGAAGAUGUUACUAAUCCAGCCUUUUCUCUGCCUUGUCCUAACUCAAACUGUCGUUUCACAGGUUGGAUUUUAAACAGUCGGGUGAUAGUUUGGGACCAACUAUUAUUUGUCCACUUCUGGUCAGCUGCUUCAUACUUCAGCAAAUUAAAAUACAUCUCGACAUUUCAGUUAAGUCAUGUUUACUUUGGUUUGCUUUCAUGAAAAAAGUUCAGUUGUGAGCACGUCCCUUGAUUUGUUCUAAGAAGAAGCACAGUUAUUUACUGGGUUUUCAAUUAAUCAGAUCAGGUUUUUUUCUUCAUUUAAUGGAUGUUUGCAUUAUUUUAUUGGAAGUGAAACUUCCCGUUUGUUGUCCAAACGUUAUUCCACCCCCGACCCCCCCGACAAUCCCACUGCUGUAGGCUGAGAUUAGUCUUUCUUUCCUCAUCUCUGAGUCAUUCAUAUUAGGGAUGUGUCAGCCAUGGUCUGCUGUUGCUACAGGAAGUGAAUUAGUACCUCCUAGAACCGUCCGUCAGAGAAGCCAUCUGCUUUCAGCGACUGUUUACUGUGAAUGUUUCUGGAAACUUUCUGUUGAGACCGUAAAGGUGCGUGUGUGUGUACGUGUGUGUGUGUGUGUACGUGCGUGUGUGUGUGUGUGUGUGUACGUGCGUGUGUGUGUGUGUGUGUACGUGCGUGUGUGUGUGUGUGUGUACGUGCGUGUGUGUGUGUGUACGUGCGUGUGUGUGUGUGUGUACGUGCGUGCGUGUGUGUGUGUGUGUACGUACGUGUGUGUGUGUGUGUGUGUGUGUGUGUACGUACGUGUGUGUGUGUGUGUGUGUGUGUGUGUACGUACGUGUGUGUGUGUGUGUACGUACGUGUGUGUGUGUGUACGUGCGUGUGUGUGUGUGUGUGUGUACGUGCGUGUGUGUGUGUGUGUACGUGCGUGUGUGUGUGUGUGUUUAUGUUCCAAGGAAAUUAACACUGAUAAAAACACUGAUUAGCCAUCAUGCCACUUCCAUUUCCAGCAUGUCUGAUGCUUUAGUCCUGGGGACAGACAGAUUUACCAGUUUAAGAGAGACAGUCUGAUUCACAAAAACACUUCUAGCCUUGCCUGAGACACAUCCUGACUGUGAAUGUUUGACUUUUCAAAAAAAGUGCAGUUAGGUAUGUACAGGAGUCACACACACACACACCUUGCAGUACAUUAAAAAAUGUUCGUUAGUCACUGCACAGACUUAGCAGUUCUUUCAGUCUCCAUCCAGCUCGCCACUCCCCUCUGCCGCCUGGAUUUGUAGGAGGCCAGCUGCCUUCCUGCACGCUCCUGAUGCUUCUCCUGCCUCUUUGCCUGGCCCGCCCUCCCCUGCAGAUGCACUUUUCUCGAUUGCCCCCACCCCACACACACACACACACAGUGGGGGUCUGCUUGCACGCCGCUCUGGUCUCUGGCUCCUGCAGCACCAGACUAGCGUCCAGGGCUGGCUAUCUAACAGUGUUUCAGCAGCAGGUUACAUUUGUUACAUGAACUAAUAUCAGUAAAGGAAAUAGAGGAGUAAUUAAACAUCUGAUACACAACAGGUGAGAGCCGGAGAGGGAGGAGCCAUGAUGCUGAGCUGUGCUAGUUAGCUAAUCUUGGCACACCAGUGAGAACUACAGCAAAUAAAAACCAAAGAAUUCCUUCAGAGAGGUCUGAGUAGUGAGCAGAUGUAUUUAAACCACACAUGGGCAGAAAGGCUGAGAUGCAAAAAGAGUCAUUCUAAAUGUGUUACAAACCGCUAAGAACUGAUGGAACAAAUAAUACAGACUACAGUCAUUUUCACCAUGGUGCCAGCGCGUUAAGAUGUAAACAUUAUUUCCUAAAUAGAACAUAUAUCAUGUUUUAAAUGAAUGUAAUGACAGAGAUGACUGUGUGCAUCUGAGCUGCAGAGUUCCUUCUGGCUCCAAGAUGCUGGACUAAUUAAUGAAAACAGACAUCCUGAUUGGACGAGCAAGGCAGACCUAACUCGUUAGUCUUUCUGGUCAAAUCCUGGAAGUGUUUAGUGAAAGAGGCUGUGAGAAGCAGCAGCAUGAGGCAAUGAUGACUUGUUUUCUCUUCAAGCACUUUGAGUACAACAAAACAAGCCAUAGAUGCUACACACACACACACACUUACACACACACACAAAAUGAGCACAAGGACACAGCUGUUUCACACAUUUUGCUGUAAGCUGAACCAGAGAGGGGAAGUUGACCUUUCCUCGUCUUCUGCAUCUCCUCACCACAUGACUUCUUUGUGCAUCAUGAUAUUUUCAUAGAUUUAUUUCUUUAGUGAAUCUGCUUUAUACUCCUUCACUUUGAAAACAGAUGUAUUUUUAUGGGGGAUCAUUUUGGUGGUCGGAUUAUGAUCAUUCACAUCUGGCAUGAUGGAUUGUUGCAUCCCAAAAACCCAACAAUGCCCAGCUAACAGAAUCUGCCGCCACAGUUCAAAAGUCACGCGUUCCCAUCUUCAGUAACUAAACCUGAUCUAGGUUAGCAUCAUUUUACACAGCAAACAAGUGAGCUGAUCAUUCCAUGAUGCUGUUUAAUGGUGGUUCGUCUUGUCCUUGCACUGUUUGUUGUGUGUGUGUGUGUGUGUGUGUGUGUGUGUGUGUGUGUGUGUGUGUGUGUGUGUGUGUGUGUGUGUGUGUGUGUGUGUGUGUGUGUGUGUGUGUGUGUGUGUGUGUGUGUGUGUGCUCCAUUGAUCAGAUGAGGUGUAGUCAGUAACUCUCUGAACCCAUCCACCACUGGAGGUCCCUCAGCCAGUUCACCUCAUCCCAAACUGAGAGAGAAGCGGUUCAACAAAACUUCACCUUGCAUCAAACAUCUCCCCCUGAGAGGAAUUUCAAUCUGAUGAUGUCAUAACCUUAUAGACGCUGUAUGAUGUGCCCUAACAGACUGCUGCUGCAAAUGCAUCCAACCUGUGAUCAGAACGACGAGUCUGGGAUCUGGCCACACAUCAGAAACACCAAAGUGGGGUGCCACCUGAGCUUCAGCAGACAUAACCAGGCUUGGUUUAUUUUGAGCUUGUGGGAUGAAUUCUCUAUGUGCCAUAAUGGUUUGUAAGACUGGUCUAUCGUUGUAGAUGUUUCUUUGAAAGGAACGAGAAGACGACCCUGUUGUUCUUUUCCCUGGGGUUUCUCUGUAUUUCCCAAGCUUAUCAGCAGUUCUGAUGACCUUCUCCAUAAAGCGGAUGUUUAGUAAGAUCCAACAUCGUCUCUAAAGAUGACAAAAUACCAACUGUCAGUGCAAACCGAGUUUUAGAGCUGAAUCAAGCACGGCUGAGUGAGAGAACCACCUGUUGGAACCGUUAGAGUCCUAAAACAGAAACAAACUAAAGGCUGCCAUUACAGCUGCAGAGAGCAAAUGUUUAACAUCAACACGCUUCUUCGUGUGUCUGCUGCUGCAACUUUUAAAGCAAUCACAAUGUUGCAUGGUGGAAAUAUGCGAUGUGGGCAUUGAUGCCAUUGUGACUAAAGUUGAUUGGAGACGAAUCUGCAGUAAAAUGUGACGCCGCUGCCUGUUACUCUGAUGGAAACUAAAGUGCAAUUAUAUGAUAUUCCAGAUCCAUCCGGGUUUCAUCUUCUGGACCAGAACCAAGUUUCAAAUGGUUCUGGGCCAGGAUAACUCCUUCAGAAGUUUUAGAACUAAUGGCAGCACUAUGAUGAGCCAUCAGAUGACUGCCUUUAGCUAACAGCAAAAAUGUUACCUGGACUUAGUGGAAUCAUUGAUGAAGAAGCUGAUUAUGUGAUAUUUUGAUGGAAUUGAUCUAUUUAUUUUCUCCUGUUUUACAGAAUAAUUCUGUGUGUGUGUGUGUGUGUGUGUGUGUGUGUGUGUGUGUGUGUGUGUGUGUGUGUGUGUGUGUGUGUGUGUGUGUGCGUGCGUGUGUGAGAUGGGGUGAGACAGUAUUGUACACCAUCUAAUUACCUCUGUGUUGACCUGAUGAUGAGAGUUUGUCUACCAGCAAGCCAUAUUCACCCUCUUAUCUAGAGCAAAGGGCAACGGCUCAGAGCCAGUGAGUCAGGAACAAAUCUAGAUCUGAGUGUCAACAAGCCAGACCUGAACCAGAGAGCCAGGAUGAACCGCACGACCAGGAAAAGUUACUAGAGCCGUGGUGUUACAGGGAUGUAAAUAUGUCCUAAACAAAAGGCAGAAAACUGGAUGCCCCCGGGAGUUUUCAGCAGAAGAGCCUUUGUCAGUGUGCAACACAAAAACGUCUCAUCUCACAAUUUGGUUCCAAAGGUUCUGCAGAAUUAGAACUUACCUACUGUGCAAAGACCCAGUUUCAACGUCCUACCGAAGUGCUCUGAACCGACGGACUCAAUAUAGACAUGAUCUGCACGUCCAUGCAACGUUGACUGUUUGCAGGGAAGGGACCAUGUUUCAUAAGCAGAACUUCCUCCAGAGGUCCACACAGAUUGGUGGGGGGGGGGGGGGGGGGAGACACGACAACAGACUUCCCCAAGAACCACUGAGACUCCGCAAGGCUCCCCCAUAGGAUCCUUCAGGUUCCCACAAAAGCUCCUCUAGAAACGCCUUCAGCCACCGCCCAGGCUCCCCCAUUACCUACACCUCAGGUACCAGUCCCUCCUAUAAGCUCCCCUAGACUCCCCGAGGCUCUCACACUGGCCCCCUCAGACUCCCAUAGCAUUGCCCAGGCUCCCCAACACCAUCCAAUGGACUGCCAAAGACUACUGUGGGCUUCUAUAAGAUCCAGAUCCAUAACAGAAACAAAUAAGAAAGGAAGUAAAAUGCCAAAUCUUGGAACCAAGCAAAACGUGUCAAGCUGCAAAACUUAACGUUCAAACGUAAACAAAACAAACAUUUCGUUAAACCACCUAAAAUAUCAAAUGGAUCCUGGUGAGAACUACCAGCAGGACCUAUGGCACAAAGGUGUGUCCUCUUCUGUUGUUUACUGGAACGUCUCUGGCUCAUUUUCCUCAGGAAGAGAUUGGAAACGUAGUCUAGAGCAUCAGGAUCUCUUAUGUGACUAGAUGGAGGGAUCCAUAUUUGAAACUGUGCGUGUGCCUGUGUGUAUGUGUGUGUGUGUGCGAGAGAGAGAGAGAGUGAGCGAGCGACAGAGUAAUAAUCUAUAUAGUAUACAGUCUGUACAUAUUUGUAUUUGGAAGAUGCGUUGUGUAUGUGAGGUCUCCAUGAAGUGCUUCCUGGGUUCUUUGUUUUCUAUGAUGAACAUUUCCUCAUUUUAACCUUGUAGCCUAUAUAAUCAUCCCGUAUAUGAAGUCGUGUCUGCGACCGACUUCUUGUGUUUGUAUAGAAUAUGAUGAAGGUGUUUUAUGAUGCAUGCGGACAAAAUAUUACCUUAACAUCUAUACCUUUAUUUAAACUUGUAUUUGGUUUACUUAUAAUAUUAUUUAUUGAUUUUUCUAAACUACUGAGUUUCUGUUUCAGUGACCUGUCAUGACCCCGCCCCUCUAGUGCUCAGAGAUAAUAUAUGUCCAUAACAAUGACUCCAUAUUAAAACCUGCUAUGAACUCCUC